AUGCGAGAUGAUAUUAUGAGUACAAGAAAAGGCUUGAUUGAAAAGAAGCAUACCGACAAGCUGUCAUUACAUCAAAGAAUGCCAGCAUCGAAUAUUGGGCUUGGAUCUAUGAAGGGACUAGAAGAUAGCAUAGCUUACGAAGAAACAGAGUAUCCUACUGUAUUGUCCAAUAAAGCUAUGUCUAAAAAUCAGCAUAGAACAGAUGAGGAAGAAUGUGACGGGUCUAAAUCAAUGUGCCAUAAGCCUAAAAAUCUUCUACACUAUAAAAGUGAAAUGAAAGUGGAGGCAAAUCCAUUGAGAAGACCAGGAAUUGCAGGAAAGAGGAUGGACGAGAUUGAAAGCGAUUCUAAUGUUCUUGAUUCCAAGUUCCUUGACAUUAAAGUAAAUACGAUAGAUCGAAACAAACAAACAUUUGUACUGAAGAACGACGGGAAUCUGUGCGUAACGUAUUUUGAAAAGUCCUUUAUUCUGGCUGAAUGUAGGCAAAGUAAAAGACAGGUAUUUAAGCUUGUUGAGGUUGAAGAAGUAAUGAAUAGGCUAAAUCCAAAGGGACGUCCUAUGGAAGAAGAUACAAUAGAAGGAGAAAAGGAGGAAAGCUCAAGUGAGGAAAAUGAAGAAAACAAAUUUGAUAGAGAGAAUAGUAAAUCUAAGUUUAAACGAGAAAAUAGUAAGCCAGACAAAAAAGAUAAGAAAAAGAAGCGCCCAAGCAAGUCUGAAGAAGAUCUGACAGAAUCCGUUGAAUAUGCAGAGAAGAUAGAACGAGUAUUCCCAGAAAAUCUAAGAGAAGUGCAUUUAAAAGACAUCAAUUCAUUGUACAAUCCCCAAAAUCAAAUGAAGGCUAAUAUGGAACAUCAGUGUAGAGAUUUAUUAAAUAGAAACUUGGGAAGACUUGACGUGUUGCCUGAGGAAUGUAAAAGACUGUUGGAAACCCCAGCAAAUCCAAUGAUGGCUAGAACCACACUGCCCAGAGGUGGUAUUUCAGGAUUUUCAAUGGUUAAAACCAAUUACGUGCCAGCAAGGAAAAGAUCACAAAAUGAUGUGCAAAAGGAAAAGGCCUCCAUCUAUGAAGUUAACAGGACAAACAACAUUUUAACCAGGCUAGAAAAGGCACUCAGAACAUAA
Molecule: messenger RNA, 1122 nt
Organism: Vittaforma corneae ATCC 50505
Lineage: Eukaryota; Fungi; Microsporidia; Nosematidae
Exons: 1
Coding region: 1-1122 (373 amino acids)
Source: RefSeq, a predicted model, not a curated record